AUGGUGCAUACCUCGUUGGCUGCUGGCAGGGAAGUUUGUGCGCGCACCAGCAGCGCUUCAGACGCGCUCCACUCUGUGCGCGGUGCAUUUCGGUCCCUGCCCGUUCCCCCGAAGAGCCCCAGUCAUCUAGUAUCGUCAUGUCAUGUUCACGGCACCGAGAAAAGGCAACACUCUAUGGGAAACCCACUGAAUAGAGGACUUGCUCUGCUCAGGACCAAACCGCGCACAGAAAACGGCACAGGUCCCCAGAUCUUGCGAAACCCUAAACCACGACCGGUCAGCUAUCACAUCAAUGGGGUCAUGACGACUGACUUCCCAGUGGAGGACAAGAGCUCCUUCAGUGUGAGCCAGCCUGAAAAAGUACUGGUGACCCCCACUCCCAACACUGCAGUGCUCAAACAUGUUCUCAACAAACCUGCUAAAAAGAACCGUGUUGUUCGGAGCAUCAGCAUUGGGCACUUUUCCAAUGGACGAUUUUCACUUCCCAAAUUUAGUCGAACCCCCACCCCGUCCCACAGCUCUACGUCCAGCAUCCCAUCACUGUCCUCUCUCAACUCCUCGGACCCCCCAACCCCACGCUCGUCCUCCCCAGAGAGGACACAAAGCAAAUGCUCUGUGACUGAAUCACGUCAUUCCUCAUCUUGUUCUACCUCUCCGUCCAUCUCGCCCCAGCCACCCAUUGUCCUCAGCACCAACAGUCCGGCUGCUCGGAAAAUGGGAACGCAGCAGCUCAUCCCCAAAGGUUUGGCUUGUGAAGUGCGGCAGAGCAAAGUGGCAUCUCCGGGGGCGACACAGGGACAAGGACUAGCCAGUCUGCUGGGGCUGGACCACUCCAAACGGUCAACAAAAGCCCUGAGCAUGUUGGAAACUGGAGCUUACUUUUCUACAGGGUCGCAGAGGCAUGGAGAGGGGGAUGGAGACAGUCCUGGAACUUUGAGGAGGGGUCUGAGGAGCACUUCCUACAGAAAGGCUGUAGUCAUGGAUGAAGUGGAUAAUGUCUCUGGAGAUCCUAAAAGUUUACAACUCACUCAACCUGUCAAAGGAAUACACAACGAGAAGACUUCUUCACCGACUGGUUCUCCGGCUACUCCAAAUUUCUUUGGGGCUAACAAAUCUGCAUUAAAUGCAAAUGUUAGCCCUAAGACAACUAAACCAUCCAGUCCUGUGAGCGAUAAGCCACUGGGGAUAGGAAAAUAUAAGAUAAGUCCAGAGAAGAAGAAUGUACUGGCCAGCCAGAGCACAUUUGAUAGUGAAGAGGAGGAGUUGUACCAAAACUAUCAGGAAAAGGCCUUGCAUAACGACUCAGAUGAGGACGCUGAUUCCCGGGAGCCCAAACCUGACAACAACAUCGUGGUGCAGUACAAGCCCUUACGCACCUCCUGGAGCCAGCUCAGCGUGGUAAAGAAAAGUGGCCUAUCGAAGCGCUUGAGCCAAGAGGAACGCAAGAGGCAAGAGGCCAUCUUUGAGGUGAUCUCGUCCGAGCACUCGUACCUCCACAGUCUGGAGAUCCUGAUCCGCAUGUUCAAGAACUCUGCAGAGCUGAGUGAGGCUAUGACCAAGACCGAACACCACCACCUCUUCUCCAACAUCACGGACGUCUGCGAGGCCAGCAAAAAGUUUUUCAAUGAGCUGGAGGAGAGGCACCAGCAGAGCAUAGUCAUCGCCGACAUCAGUGACAUCGUCGGCAAACAUGCUCAGUCCAACUUUGAUCCCUACAUCACGUACUGCUCCAAUGAGGUGUAUCAGCAGCGGACUCUGCAGCGGCUUGUGUCAAAGAGUCCAGUGUUUAAGGAGGUGCUGACGAGGAUCGAGAGCCACCCGGAGUGCAGGAACCUCCCCAUGAUCUCGUUCCUCAUUCUCCCCAUGCAGAGAGUGACCCGGCUGCCCCUCCUCAUGGAUACUAUUUGUCAGAAGACGCCCAAGGAUUCAACACAUUACGAAGACUGUAAAAAGGCUUUGCAAGCAGUCAGCAAGGUGGUGAGGAAGUGUAACGAAGGAGCUCGCACAAUGGAGAGGACUGAGAUGAUGUACACCAUAAACUCCCAACUGGAAUUCAAAAUAAAGCCGUUUCCCCUGGUCUCGUCGUCCAGGUGGAUGGUCAAAAGAGGAGAGCUGACAGCAUUUGCGGAGGACAGCGGCAUCUUUCUCAAACGGACGUCACGGCAACAGGUCUACUUCUUCCUGUUUAAUGAUGUCCUGAUCGUCACUAAGAGGAAGAGCGAGGACAGCUACAGCGUAAUCGACUACGCUCUGAGGGAUGAGAUCUGGGUGAGGUGCUGUCAGCCCGAGGACCUGGGCCUGUCUCCGGUCCGAAGCCCCACCAGCAUGCUGAGCUCCAAACAGGCCUCCAGUCACCUCUUCAGACUCACCUUCAGAAGCAAACACUCUGGGGAGAAGGCACUCAUGAUCCUGGGGGCCGAUUCACUUAAUGAGCGUGCACGCUGGGUCAGCGCCUUGGGCCAGAGCGUCAACAACAAGAAGAGCCUGGACAGAAAUGCCAUGCAAGUAGAGGCGAUCCGGACGUACACAGCCAAGCAGCCCGACGAGGUGUCUUUGCAGGUGGCUGAUGUCGUUCUGAUCUCACAGACAGUAGAUGGUUGGUAUGAAGGGGAGCGUCUGCGUGAUGGGGAGAGGGGGUGGUUCCUUAUGGAAUGCACUCAGCCAAUCACGUGCCAGGCUACCAUCGAGCGCAACAUGCAGAGGAUGGACCGUUUACAAGGACUAGAGACAAACGUUUGA
Messenger RNA from Knipowitschia caucasica, 2739 nucleotides. Lineage: Eukaryota; Metazoa; Chordata; Actinopteri; Gobiiformes; Gobiidae. The record is from the annotation of a GenBank genome assembly.